Molecule: messenger RNA, 5894 nt
Organism: Acanthisitta chloris (rifleman)
Lineage: Eukaryota; Metazoa; Chordata; Aves; Passeriformes; Acanthisittidae
Gene: PPFIA1
Product: protein tyrosine phosphatase, receptor type, f polypeptide (PTPRF), interacting protein (liprin), alpha 1
Exons: 27
Coding region: 506-4114 (1202 amino acids)
Biological process (GO): synapse organization
Cellular component (GO): presynaptic active zone
Molecular function (GO): protein binding
Source: RefSeq, a predicted model, not a curated record
AAAAGGGGAGGCUUUUCCAAAUCCUUCCCAAGAAAGCUCGUGCUGUUUCCCCGUGCUGUCCGUACUCUGUUUAAUAAUGCGAUUGUGACCUGAGCUGAAUUCGUGAGCGAUGAACUGUUGAGGCUGUUGCACCGCUGCAUCGGACUACGGUUUUGUUUUUUUCCUCGGCACAUGAUUCCUCCAUCCCAGCUGUUGCAGGACCUAUGGGCCAGUAAGAGAGGGAUGGGAAGCUGAGACAGUUUAUUUUCACAUUCUUCUGUUCCGGGGACUUGGCAAGUUACCUGAAGCUGCUGCUUUUUACUGGAUCUGCUCUUCCCCCGGCAGGUUUAUUUGUUUUCAUGUGCACGGGGUGUUUCCAUUAAAUAGACAUUGGGCUGGAGCUGGAUGGAUGCUUUGCAAUCCAGAAGGGUUUGGGGGAUAACAGAAAACUGCUAAAACAGAGAAGAACUGGUACUGCAGGAAGCCUGGGGCCUGUCUUCCAAGCCUUUUUGUUUUAUUGAGCAAGAUGAUGUGUGAGGUGAUGCCAACCAUCAGUGAGGCCGAGAUUCCCGCUGGGGGAAAUGGAGGCCAUGGUUCAGGUUCCCCAUUACAGUCAGAUGCUGAUUCCCACUUUGAGCAGUUAAUGGUGUCCAUGUUGGAAGAAAGGGAUCGUCUGCUGGAAACACUCAGAGAGACUCAGGAGACACUAGCCUUGACCCAGGGCAAGCUGCAUGAAGUUGGUCAUGAGAGAGAUUCCUUGCAGAGACAGCUCAAUACUGCACUUCCACAGGAAUUUGCAGCGCUUACAAAAGAGCUAAAUGUAUGCAGGGAGCAGCUGCUCGAAAGGGAAGAAGAAAUCGCUGAGCUGAAAGCAGAAAGGAAUAAUACAAGGCUAUUACUGGAACAUUUGGAGUGUCUUGUCUCCAGGCACGAGCGAUCUCUCAGGAUGACUGUGGUCAAGAGACAAGCUCAGUCUCCAGCAGGAGUUUCUAGUGAAGUAGAAGUUCUCAAAGCACUAAAAUCUUUAUUUGAGCACCAUAAAGCGCUUGAUGAAAAGGUAAGGGAGAGGUUACGAGUAGCACUUGAAAGAUGUAGCUUGUUGGAAGAAGAAUUAGGUACUACACAUAAAGAGUUAAUGAUUCUGAAAGAGCAAAAUAAUCAGAAGAAAACACUUCCAGAUGGGAUGCUGGAUGUAAAUCAUGAGCAGGAAAACACACCAACUACAAAUGGGAAGCGAUCGUCCGAUGGUUCUUUAUGCCAUGAUGAAAACCUGACUAAAGUGAUUGAGCUCCAGGACAUCAUAGAUAAGCAAAACAAAGAGCAGACCCAAAUGAAAGAACGUCUCACUGCUUUGUCUAGCAGAGUAACAGAGCUGGAAGAAGAUCUUGACACAGCUAGGAAAGACUUAAUAAAAUCAGAAGAAAUGAAUACGAAGUUACAGAGAGAUGUGCGAGAGACCAUGGCCCAAAAGGAAGACAUGGAAGAGAGAAUCACAACUCUUGAGAAACGCUACCUCGCUGCACAACGUGAAGCUACAUCUGUGCAUGACCUCAAUGAUAAACUUGAAAAUGAAAUUGCCACUAAAGACUCAAUGCAUCGACAGAGUGAAGAUAAGAAUAGGCAAUUGCAAGAACGACUGGAACUGGCUGAGCAGAAGCUGCAGCAGACCUUGAGGAAAGCUGAGACCUUGCCAGAGGUGGAAGCUGAGCUGGCACAGAGAGUUGCAGCUCUCACAAAGGCUGAGGAGAGACAUGGCAAUAUCGAGGAGAGACUGAGACAGAUGGAAGCACAACUAGAAGAAAAGAACCAAGAACUGCAAAGGGCUAGGCAGAGAGAGAAGAUGAAUGAAGAGCAUAAUAAACGUUUGUCAGAAACUGUUGAUAAGCUUCUGUCUGAAUCCAAUGAAAGGCUCCAGCUCCACCUCAAGGAAAGGAUGGCUGCCCUGGAAGAUAAGAAUUCACUUCUUCGGGAAAUUGAGAAUGCAAAAAAACAAAUAGAGGAACUUCAGCAUGAAAAGGAUCAACUUGUAUUAAAUGUUGAUGCAUUAAGAGCUGAAAAUGACCAAGUGAGACUCAGAGCCACAUCACUUCAUCAUAGGUACCAGCACUUAAUUGCAGUUAAUGAUUUUCUCCGACCAGACUUCAGGUUCCCUGUGACAUCUUCCCCCGUGGGGGACACUCACACAGACUCCUAUGGCACCUCAGCCGUGCUGAGGCGUCCCCAGAAGGGACGUUUGGCAGCUCUCAGAGAUGAACCUUCAAAGGUUCAGACUCUGAACGAGCAGGAUUGGGAGCGAGCCCAGCAAGCAAGUGUGUUGGCAAACGUGGCACAAGCAUUUGAAAGUGAUGUUGAUGUGUCUGAUGUCGAGGAUGAUAGGGAGACUAUAUUCAGUUCAGUUGAUCUGCUGUCCCCAAGUGGUCAGGCUGAUGCUCAGACUUUGGCCAUAAUGCUUCAAGAACAGUUGGAUGCAAUCAACAAGGAGAUUAGACUUAUCCAAGAGGAGAAGGAGAACACAGAGCAGCGUGCAGAGGAGAUUGAGAGCAGAGUGGGCAGUGGCAGUCUGGAUGGCCAUGGCCGAUUCCGGUCCAUGAGCUCUAUUCCUCCUCCCUAUGCCACUGGUUCCCUUGCUGGCUCUUCCCCCCCUGGCAGUGGCCGCUCCACCCCAAGGAGGAUCCCACACAGUCCAGCUCGGGAAGUGGACAGAUUAGGAAUCAUGACACUGUCUCCAGCUUCCAGAGAAGAGGUACGAGAUGAUAAAACCACAAUAAAAUGUGAGACAUCACCACCUGCUUCACCUCGGUCCUUGCGCUUGGACAGAGUCCAAAAAGGAGCUUUGCAUACAGUGAGCCAUGAAGAUAUCAGGGACAUUAGGAAUUCAACAGGUUCUCAAGAUGGGCAAACAAGCAAUCCUAGUAGCAGCAACAGUAGCCAAGAUUCCCUUCAUAAAGCUCCCAAAAAGAAGGGGAUCAAAUCCUCUAUUGGUCGCUUGUUUGGCAAGAAGGAAAAGGGACGACCUGGACAAACCAGCAAGGAAGCACUAGGCCAAGGUGGCAUGGGAGAAGCAGAUGGUUCCUCUCAGGAUGCAUUAGGUCUCAGCAAGCUUGGAGGUCAGGCAGAAAAGAAUAGGAAAAUGCAGAAAAAGCAUGAGUUGCUAGAGGAAGCCAGAAGACAAGGUUUGCCUUUUGCACAGUGGGAUGGGCCUACUGUGGUUGUGUGGUUGGAGCUGUGGGUUGGGAUGCCAGCCUGGUACGUGGCUGCUUGCCGAGCAAAUGUGAAAAGUGGUGCUAUCAUGUCAGCCUUGUCUGACACAGAAAUACAGCGUGAAAUUGGCAUUAGCAAUCCUCUGCACAGGCUGAAGCUGAGGUUGGCCAUUCAAGAAAUCAUGUCACUAACAAGUCCAUCUGCCCCUCCCACCUCAAGGACGACAUUAGCCUAUGGUGAUAUGAACCAUGAGUGGAUUGGCAAUGAGUGGCUCCCGAGCCUGGGGCUCCCUCAGUACCGCAGCUACUUCAUGGAAUGCCUUGUGGAUGCCAGAAUGUUGGAUCACUUAACUAAAAAAGACCUGCGUGGGCAGCUGAAAAUGGUGGACAGCUUUCACAGAAACAGUUUCCAGUGUGGAAUUAUGUGCCUACGAAGACUGAAUUAUGAUCGAAAAGAACUUGAAAGAAAAAGAGAAGAAAGCCAGAAUGAAAUUAAGGAUGUCCUUGUCUGGAGCAAUGAGAGAAUGAUCAAUUGGGUCAUGUCCAUUGGUCUUAAAGAAUACGCAAAUAACCUUAUUGAGAGUGGAGUUCAUGGUGCACUUGUGGCCUUAGAUGAAUCAUUUGAUUACAAUGCAUUAGCUCUCCUAUUGCAAAUCCCCACUCAAAACACACAGGCUCGUGCUGUUCUGGAGAGGGAAUUUAAUAACCUUCUUGCUAUGGGCACAGACAGAAGACUUGAUGAAGAUGAUGAUAAGAGCUUUAGGAGAGCACCUUCAUGGAGAAAGAAGUUUAGACCAAAGGACAUAAGAGGUUUAGCUGCUGGAUCAGCAGAGACUCUUCCUGCAAAUUUCAGAGUUACAACCUCAAUGUCUUCACCCUCUAUGCAGCCAAAGAAGAUGCAGAUUGAUGUUUACCCACACUAUUUCUACCGGUGAUAUGCAGCAUUUUGAACAUUUGGAACCCUUAACCUGUUAAUACUUGUUAAAAGGACACUUUGAGAUAUUUUAUUACAGAGUUUUUAAUUAGCAAAUAAAUUCAUGAGUACUAUAGAGAAAAUAUUUUAGAAUCUAAAUGUUUCUUAUAUUUAUGUGACUUCUCAUUUAUAUAGUUACUUACUUUUUCUGUUUCUAUUCAGUCUACAAAUCAAAUCAUUGCUGAUUUUUUUAUUCUAAUUUUAGUCUUUCCAACUGAAUGUACUGUAAUGCUUGUAUGUAUAUGCCCCUAUGAGCAAUAUAGGGUUUUUGUAAAUUAUGCAGUUACUGUAAUUAUCAUUGUUUUUUAAUAAUGAAACUGAAGGUGAAAAGGAUUUUAAUACCUUUGUAAAAGUACCAUGACACCAAGCAGUAUAUAUUUUGUCUUUUGGAACUGUUAGCUUAGAUCUGAAACCAAGUUUUUCAGGUAAGCAUAUGUUGAUGCAGAAGGUGCAGCACAUGAGUGCUGUUCUUCUCAGAGCUGUACCUUUCCACAAAGAGGAUUUGUCAAGUAGUGGCAAUUUGUCUUUAUUUAAACUAGAACUUGUUUGAAAAGCUGAGAGAACUCUAACACUGCGAACACGUUUUAGAAGUGAUUGACUCAGUCAUAACACUCUCUGCUGUAUUUGUAUAGUGAAUCUUCACAGUGACUGAAAACAAGCCAUAAACCACGAACUGUUUGUAUUUUUACUUUUCCUUAACUGAGGAAGAUGAUAGACUUCAUAAUGAUUCCUGGUUGUAAGCCACAGGCCACAGAGAGGUUUUUUUUGUCCGAAAUCUUUUUGAUUGAAAACACUUGUGGAAAGAUGCUGGUGAAACUAGUUUAAUGGACCAAUCAUAACGCACUGCAGCCUCAUGUCAAAUGAGUAGUGAAAGCUGAAGGUACAAUGGGCUGAAAACUAAAGCAGUGCAUCUUCUAACAAAGGCCUUACUUUUCUUACGUAAGUCAUCCUAUGUGUUUUGUAAACUUGUUCUAAAGAGUUGUCUGGACUUUCAUUUUGAUGGUUGUAGCCAUUUUGGACUGUAUGAGUAGAAAAUGUUACCUGACACUUGUAAAUGGCAUAUUAAAAGCCAGCAAGAAUCUGUUCAGAUGGUGCAUUAUUUAUUAUGCAACAAUAUAUAUAGCAUGUCUUUUUUUUCCUUAUUUUGUUUUCCACUUUUAACUUGCUUGUAAAACUGAAAUCCAUUGUUACUGUUCUGUUUUUCUAUUAAUCUUUUGUGUAUUUUCAGAUUAUGUAACAAUAUGUACAGUCUACUUUUGAACUAUUUUUAUCACAGUAUUAUUUAUUGCUUUCUUUCAAUAAAGUACUGAUGCAUUUUCCACUGCCAAUAAAACACUAUGGGAAAGCUAAGAUCUAAUUGAGUGCAGGCAGAAACUUUUGCGGUGAGUGGAUAUUGUCAAUAAAGCAUCUUAAUGAUUGUUUGCUGCCCUGUAGGUCUUGUUUCAAAUGAUGACCUUUCUCCAGUAGGAAAAAAAAAUAUUCCGUUAGAUGUGACCUUUUCUUUGGAAUUGUUCAAGUUCACAUGCAUUAAUCAGCUGUUGAAAACCAGUUUUCCCAAGAAAAUUGCUUUAUUGCCUACUUCUACUCGUAGUUAGAGCUAUGAUUUGCUUUGAAAAAUAGUAACAAAAACUAUCACACAACUUCAGUGUGUUCUGGUCCACAUGAUGAAGGUGGAAGUGCUGUUCUAGAUAACAGCUGCUGUGUGAAUAAAACAAGAUUAUGACCAUAGUGACAUUUGGGGA